AUGGAAUAUAAUAGAUUGGGAAACACAGGCUUAUUGAUUUCAAAGAUAUCUUUUGGAAAUAUGGUGAAUUUUGCCCCUGAGGACGAAGAAGUCAAUACAGAGAUUAUCAAAACUUGCUAUGAAGCUGGUGUUAAUUUUUUUGAUACUGCAGAAUUAUAUGAAAAUGGAAAGGCAGAAGAAUAACUUGGUAGAUCUAUAAAAAAACUUAACAUUCCAAGAGAAAGGAUAAUUGUAUCCGUUAAGAUCCUUGCUAAUCUUGAAUAAGGUGGAAAUCCAAUUAAUCGUUCUUUUACAUUAAAUCGUAAACACGUAAUAGAAGGAGUCAACGCAUCUCUUAAAAGACUUCAAUUAGACUAUGCUGACAUUGCCUAUGCUCAUUUUCUAGAUUAAGAUAUCUAGGUGGAUGAGAUUUGUCGAGGAUUUAAUUAAGUCAUUGAGGAUGGUAAAGCCUUCUAUUGGGGAACUUCUAAUUGGAAGCCAUCAAAGGUUUAAGAGGCUUUUAACUAUUGCGAUAAACAUGGCCUCAUCAGACCCGUGGUUGAACAAUGCAUAUAUAACAUGGUGAUUAGAAACUUAGUGGAGAAGGAUUAUGCUGAUGUUUUUUCAUAAGGAUAUGGAUCAACUAUCUACAGUCCAUUGUAAGGAGGGUUGUUGACUGGUAAAUACAACAACAAUCAAAUACCAGAAGACAGCAGAGCUGGUAAAGAUAACGGGUGGUUAACUAAAGACAGUGCUCAUGCAGUAUUUUUUGCAAAGUUUUUGGGAAAUGAAGAUGCUAUUACAAAACUCAAAAAGUUAGGAGACUUAGCUUAGUCUCUUGGUUACACUCAAACAUAGCUGUCAAUAGCUUGGGUUUUAUAUAACAAAGAUGUGUCUACAGCUAUAAUCGGUGCCAAGAAUGUUUAAUAGGUGAAAGAUUCUUUGAAAGCCCUUGAAUUAUAUAAGAAAUGGGAUAAGGAAUUAGAAUAAAAAGUUGAGGCUAUCUUAUAAAACAAACCGUAAUAAGAUUAUAAUUGGUAAACUGGAAAACCUUUCCCUGAUAGGAGAUGAGUUAUAUAUAUUAAAAAUAUUUAUAUAUCAUAUCCUU
This is a messenger RNA of Paramecium tetraurelia, 1087 nucleotides long. RefSeq lists its product as uncharacterized. Lineage: Eukaryota; Ciliophora; Oligohymenophorea; Peniculida; Parameciidae. The record is from RefSeq and is a predicted model, not a curated record. The transcript is spliced from 3 exons.